Messenger RNA from Puma concolor (puma), 183 nucleotides. The record is from RefSeq and is a predicted model, not a curated record. NCBI's taxonomy places the organism in Eukaryota, Metazoa, Chordata, Mammalia, Carnivora, Felidae.
AUGGUGUCCCAGGCGCUGCAGCUGCUCCGGCAGGGCGUGUGGGCCGCGCUCACCGGCGGCUGGUACCACGACCCGGAGCAGAGCAAGUUCACCAACAGCUGCCACCUCUACCUGUGGCUGUUCCUGCUGCUGCUGCCCCUGGCCUUGCACCUGCAAAAAUCUUCAGUGAGUUUGCACAGCUGA